AUGUCUUCAUCCACGCCCGCUCGCGCGCUGCUGCGAACACGCACCCGGCGCGGGCUCUCGACCGUCCACAGGCGUCCGCCCGACCCGGUCCCCUCGGCGCUCGCUGCGCUCCUCGAGAAACACUCCCAGCGCCCGCCCACGCCGCUCACCCUCGCGACCCUGCUCUCGCUCGGCCGCCCCCCGACGCCCCGCUCCGUCCUCAAGUCUGUUUCCUAUGCCCAGGCAGAGAUCCCGCGCCGCAUGGCCCAGCGCGUCAUGUCCCUCCAGGCUCUGCCCUUUAUCGUCGGCACGAACCCGUUUGUGGCACGCGUCCUCGAGGGCCACCGCACAAGCUUCCUCUGGCUCGCCUCCCAGCCCGCCGUAACCUCCCUCGAGGAAAACGCACAGUUUACCUCCCAGCUCGAAUCCUUCGUCCAGAGCCACGCAAACGACAUCCCCACGCUCGCCAAGGGCUUCCAAGAAUGCACGCGUUACAUGUCCCCGACCCAGAUCAGCAACUUUCUAGACGGUGCCAUCCGCAACCGUAUAGCCGUCCGCCUCAUUGCUGAGCAGCAUAUCGCUAUCUCGCGCGCCCUGAGCGCUCCCGAGCAAACUUCGGACCGCAUAGGCGUGGUUGAUCUUGCCCUCUCUCCCGCGCGAAUGAUCAAAAUGUGCGGGUCGUGGGUCGCAGAGCUGUGUGAAGCCACUCUAGGUGCAAGUCCUGAGCUUGUUCUGGACGGGCACGUUGAUGCCACCUUUGUCUACGUUCCCGUCCACUUGGAAUACAUCGCCACGGAAAUACUGAAAAACUCCUUCCGAGCCACCGUAGAGCAUCACUACAAGCAGCACGGCACGUCCUCCCGCACCCCCCUGCCCGCCGUCCGCGUGACCAUCUGUCCCUCCCCGAAAGUCGACGGCCGAUCUCACAUUGGCAUCAGGAUCCGCGACCAGGGCGGCGGCGUCUCCCCUGCCAACAUGGCCCGCAUAUUCUCUUACGCGUUUACGACUGCCGACCGGAGCACCGGGCGCGAGGAGAUCGGCGGAGGCCCGUAUGCCGCGCAGCAGAUGACGGGCAAGGGCUUGCAAGUCGGGAUGGGGACGAUUGCUGGCUUGGGGUACGGCCUUCCGAUGAGCAGGCUGUAUGCAAAGUAUUUUGGCGGCUCGUUGGAUCUCUUCUCCCUUGACGGAUGGGGAAGCGACGUCUUUGUGCAGCUCAAAUGUCUCGAUGAAGCGGGCGAUGUGGAGAUCUGA
This is a messenger RNA of Gloeophyllum trabeum ATCC 11539, 1230 nucleotides long. Its product is annotated as alpha-ketoacid dehydrogenase kinase. Gene Ontology annotation, molecular function: pyruvate dehydrogenase (acetyl-transferring) kinase activity. Lineage: Eukaryota; Fungi; Basidiomycota; Agaricomycetes; Gloeophyllales; Gloeophyllaceae. Gene Ontology annotation, biological process: regulation of glucose metabolic process; protein phosphorylation. The transcript is spliced from 6 exons. The coding region runs from base 1 to 1230 and encodes 409 amino acids. Gene Ontology annotation, cellular component: mitochondrion. The record is from RefSeq and is a predicted model, not a curated record.